AAGAAGAGGGUUUGGAACAUAACAUGAGUGGCCUGUGUGCCAUAACAUGGCUGUUAGGAGCUGUAAAAGAAUUUCACAUUCCAAAUAAUUUAAUGGACAAGAUUUAUUACCUCUUUUCUUCCCCCCCACCCCCUACCAACUUAAAUUAUACUGCAUACCCAAGGUUUUUUCCCCAAGUGGUGUUUCAAGAGUUCUGCCUGCUCUAGCUACCUCUACCUCUCUUAAGUAAAAUUUAGUUACAGUACUGGGAAAUCUUGGAAGAGUCAAUCCCAUAUCCCCAAAGUGAAGCACCUUCAAGCCCCCUUGGAUACAGAUGAAUUUGAUGUAAAGACCAAUCCAUCCAGGCUCAAGGGCUAUGCUCCCCAAGGCCCUGCCCCUCCCACCAAUGCUAAUUUAAUCUGCACAGCUCACUGCUGGAGGCAGGCACAUUGCCUCUCCCUGGAUCCACCAAUGCCUAGCAAGAGGAAACAGGUCCAGGCUUGCCCAGAUGACAUUUAAGUCCCUGACUGAAACAAGCCAAUGGUAGUUAGGGACCCUCUUUCUGCUCUCCUCUGUUGACAAGAAUUUCCCAGAACACUUGGAGCUUGGAGCGCGCAAAGUCACCCGGAAGGUGAGGGGCAGACACAGGUCAAAGGGGAUCGUAGGAACCAUGUCAGCAGCUCAGCCUGUGGUGUCAGCCACAUAUCCCCAGAAGCUGUUAGAAGGAGUUGGAAAUCUGUGGCAGCUGGGGGUCUUGUGUGAUGUGACCCUCGAAGUUGGUGGUGUCCACUUCCCUGCCCACCGAGUGGUCCUGGCCUCAGCCAGUGGCUACUGUCGGGCCCUUUUCCUGGGUGGUGCAGGCCUGGAGACCACUGUCCAGCUGCAGGGCAUUCAGCCUGGGGGUAUGGAGAAUGUGCUCAACUUUAUCUACUCUGGGAAGCUGCACCUCUCACCAGACAACUUCAGAGAGACAACACAGGCUGCUGAGGUCCUGCUGGUUCGUGAUGCCAUUCGCCUCUGCUGUGCCUUCCAAGGCACCACCACAACCCCACCGGGAAAGGUCACUGAAGCCCCUCAGGAUGAGCAGUAUGUCCAGGAGUUGCAACAGGAUGCACUGAGUGAGUUACUGGAGAGAAUGGGCAUGCAGGGGGCUAGAGAGCCAACAGCGUUUGAGUUGAUUGUGAGUUGGUUGGGGGAAAGCCCUCUAAGAUUUCCAGAAGGCACCAAGAUGUUGGGCCGGCUCCACUUUCCGUUGAUGUCACCCACAGAACUUCAAGGCCCUGUGCAGGCCACAUCCGCCAUGGAGACUGAUCUCACCUGUCCCAAGGCCCUGAGCUACCACAUGCAUGCUGGUGCCCAGCCAGCCCUGCAAGCUCAACAUGGCUGCCCACAAGCCACUAUCCCUACUCUGCUUGUUCUGGGAGGGCGUGGACCCAACAACCAGCUCAGUGGGGAUGUGUGGGCCAUGAUGCUGGCUAAUGGGACCUGGAGGCGAAUGGGGAGGCUGGCCACACCACUGUACAAUCAUGCUGUGGCUGUGCUCAGUGGCUUCCUCUAUAUCCUGGGAGGCCAGUCCAAGUUUGACCCAGCUGGCCAGCAUCCAUCCAAUGAGGUAUUUCGAUUUGAUCCCCAGCGUGGUACUUGGCUGCAGGUAGCCCGCAUGCUGCAGAGGAGAAGCCGAUUCCACGGGGCCGUCCUGGGUGAGGCUAUUGUGGCUGUGGGCGGCGGGACACUUUUGGGGAAACUCACUAGGACCGUGGAGGCUUAUGAGCCCAUUCAGGACACCUGGAGGUGGCUGGUGCCCUUCCCUGUACCUGUGGCUGACCAUGCUGGAACCACACAUGAGGGCCUUCUCUAUAUAGCAGGUGGCUUCUCUUCAGGUAAGACCUUAAAUCUCCUGAGCAGUUAUCUUCCACGUCUGCAUCGCUGGGUCCCCAACCACCCACUGACUUUCUCCCGCUGUGAACACAGCCUUGCAGCUUCCAGAAACGCCCUCUUCUGUGUUGGAGGCCGGACCCUUAGCCCAGCAGGGACAUGGGUCCACGUUGCUGAGACUGAGUGCUACACCCCAAGCACAGACCAGUGGACAGUUCUGCGUCUCAUCUCCCUGGGCCGAUGUCAGCUGAGCAUGGUUGGGCACGAGGACCAGCUCUAUGUCACAGGUGGGGGCUCUUUGAGCACCAGGACCAAGGAGGCUGCAGUCCUGGUGUCCAAGCCAGCGGGGUGGGCCUGGCAGGAGGUGGGCUUCCUGCCACAGCCACUGCUGGAUCACGCUUCUUGCAUCUUUGCUCUACCCCAGGCUGGAGUUCCAGCCCCACAGGAAAGAGAAACCCAGCCUCAACCUUCUGGUUACCAAUGAAGAGCAGAUGAGGCUAACAGGAAAGUUACAGCAGGCAGGGGAGAAAGGCUGUCCGCCUUAAUCUGGCCUCCUUUCUCUGAGCAUCAGCAUGCCCAUCUGGGCACCAGUGAACUACUGAAUAAAGAUAAAUACAACUCAA
This is a messenger RNA of Vombatus ursinus (common wombat), 2477 nucleotides long. Its product is annotated as kelch-like protein 9. The transcript has 4 exons. The coding region runs from base 650 to 2338 and encodes 562 amino acids. NCBI's taxonomy places the organism in Eukaryota, Metazoa, Chordata, Mammalia, Diprotodontia, Vombatidae. The record is from RefSeq and is a predicted model, not a curated record. Gene Ontology annotation, molecular function: protein binding.